GCCACAGGUGUGGCCCUAAAAUCCAAAAAAAAAAAGAUGAUUGUGUAAAUCUUUUUAGUAUAAAUGGUCUCGCCCAGUUCUCAUGGCAGCUAUGCAAAGUGGGCGGUAUGUUUUAUAAGGAACAGCUGAGGAAAGGUAAGUGAUUUGGCCAAGGACACCCAGCUAGAAAAAGUUCCCAGUUCUUGCAAAAAUCAGUGUAUUUUCAUAUUUUAUGAAGCCUUUUACUGAGCACCUACUGCAGGCUGGGCCCUUAUACCUUCCUAUAUGUUCCUUCUAUUGACCCAGUAAGUCACUAUUCCAGUUUCGUGUAGGAGGAAGUAGGCCCAGAGGUAACAGAAAAUAAAUAAAGCUGCAGAUGUAGGCUUUAAACUCUAAUUCUCAGGGGUCUCCCUGAGUGGAAUGGGAAAGGCUGUGGUAGACUAGAGAUAGUCAUUCCUGUUUCCUCGUUCAUGGACCUCUCCUUGAGUCUGAAAGUCUGUCUGUUAAGUGAAAAAGAUGGACCUUGCAGUGGUGUGGUCGCAGGAGCAGGAAGGUGGGUCUGUGAUCAGUUCCCUCCCAGCCACAGGCCACAUCCUUGAGUGGCCGUCACCCACUCUAACAUCCUGGUUAAGACUCUCUUAAACAGGACGGGCCUCUGCUAUGGCUCCCUCAGCUCUCCACCUGAGGUGCACCAGGAGUUAAAUCUCAAGCCAGUCUUCCCCAGGAAACAUGGGGAAGCUGAGAGAGCCCAGGUGUGCUCAAGCUGACACGGCCCCAGAUAAGACUGCAUUGUCUGUGAAGUGGUUUUGUGUUAAAAGCAUAUCCCCAGGAUUGGUAAUACCCCCGUAAUAGGGAGACAGCAAAUGGGUGUGGUUAUUUAGAUUCUAAUAAGCUGAGAUUAAUUUUUUGGGGGGUGCACCUGUGGCAUAUGGAAGUUCCCAGGGUAGGGGUUGAAUUGGAACUGCAGCUGCUGGUGUACACCACAGCAAUGCGGGAUCCUUAACCCACUCAGUGAGACCAGGGAUCGAACCCACAUCCUCGUGGACACUAGUUGGGUUCAUUACUGCUGAGCUACAAUGGGAACUCCUGAGAUGUUAUUAAAUUUCAAUUCUAAUUAUUGAUUUAAACACACCAACCAAAGGCAGUUCUGUCAGAGAUUGUGUAUCCUAGCUGAGUGAUUCUCAAGUUGAGGAAUGCAUCAGAAUCACCUGGAGGCCUUGUGAAAUAAACAGGUUGCUGUUCCCCCACCGUGGAGUUUCUGAUUCUGUAGGUCUGAGAUGGGGCCUCAUCAGAGAUGGGAAUUCGCAUGUUUAACAAAUUCUCAGAUGAUGCUGAGGUGCCUGGCCAGGAGACUACACUCGAAGAACCAUUGUCCACAGAGUGUGACCCCAGACCAGCAGCGUGGAUGUGGCCUGGGAGUUGUUAGCGAUGCAGAGUUCAAGACUCUGGACCCAGUGAACUAGAAUCCACUAAUAAGAGCCCCAGGGGAUUCCUAAACACAUUAAAACUUGGGACACAUCACUCCAAGGCAGUUCUUCCUUUUUUUGCCAGUCAAAGGACUCUCAAAGUGCAGGUUCCUAGCCUGCUCCUCUGGUGGCUUGGAUUCGGAAGAUGGGGGAGGACCCCAGGAGUCCACGACUCACAAGACUCUCAGGUGAUUUUUAUGAUCAGAUAAGCAUGGGUAACGCCUGCUCACUUCCCUGGGUUCUGUGCUCCUUGGACCAGACCGUCCUCAGAGCCAGAGAAGAACCUCACCCUCCAGGAUCAUGACGCUGCAGCUGCUUCUCCCCCGCAAACAGGAACUCGGGGAAGGUGGCUCCUCGAUAGUCUGUGAUGCCGUCAGAGGAAGCGGGUGGUUGUGAGAACCACAGAGCCUGCAGAUGUGAGCCAGGAGCUUCAAGGACCCUGCAACAGCUCAGAGAGCCCAGGGCCCACUUCCCGGCCUGGCUGUGGUUGGGUGGGUCGUCCAGUCCGAGGCCUCUCAGGAGCACCAGGCUCCUGUCCCAUCCCAGGGGUACAAAUUGCUGACCACAGGCAGAUGCGGAGCUACCCAACGCAACACGGAGGGCCUGUCCCAGAAGAUUCUCCCCGGACAAGAGGGUUCUUGGUGGCCCAAGACUAAGGACGUUGGGAGACUUCCAGAAAGGGCCCCUAAAGCCCUAACCUCUGCAGCUAAAGCAUGCAUCUUAGCCGAGCCCCUGCCCCAAGCCUCUGAUGUCAGGAAACCAGUCCUGGACUUGUCCCAGUAUCAUCCCAGAUUCACAGAAGGGACUUGAAGCUGCAUUUGCUGCUUGGGGUCACACAGCUCGAGCUCGGUUGGUCCGACUUAAUCUCUCGUGCUGCCCAGGAAUGAUCUCCUAGGAACUUUCUGGACCUGUGUCUGCACAGUUCAGCAUAGAGCCUGUACCUAAUACCCAAGGGAGAAGGAAAGGCUGGGGACCAGCAGAUUUCUCUUGGCAAUGUGCUUCUGAGUGCUCUGCUGAGGAACCAUGGGAAGUCAGCCCAGCAGGGGGAAAACCCUGCCAAGCCCAAGCUUGAGCCCCUCCGUGCCAGACCAGGGUCCUGAGCCUGUGCAAGCAGAAAGGAGCAAGCCCUCAGCGGUGGCCUUGGGCAGUUUCCCGGUAGGCGAGCAGGAGGAGCUGUCACUGAGGCUGGGGGAGCCAUUGACCAUCGUCUCUGAGGAUGGAGACUGGUGGACAGUGCUGUCAGAAGUCUCAGGCCGAGAGUACAGCAUCCCCAGCACCCAUGUGGCCAAAGUCUCCCAUGGGUGGCUGUAUGAGGGCCUGAGCCGGGAUAAAGCAGAGGAACUGCUGCUGCUGCCUGGAAACCCUGGAGGGGCCUUCCUCAUCCGGGAGAGCCAGACCAGGAGAGGCUGUUACUCCCUGUCGGUCCGCCUCAGCCGCCCUGCAUCCUGGGACCGGAUCAGACACUACAGAAUCCAUCGCCUUGACAACGGCUGGCUGUACAUCUCACCACGCCUCACCUUCCCCUCACUCCAGGCCCUGGUGGACCAUUACUCCGGAACCCUGUGCCCUGCAGAAGGCCAGCCCACUCCCUGGCAAGGCCAUACCCCUACCCGUGACUGUGCAGACGACACCACUCAAUUGGAAAGAGCUGGACAGCUCUUUCCUGUUCUCUGAAGCAUCUGCCACAGGGGAGGAGUCUCUCCUCAGUGAGGGGCUCCGGGAGGCCCUUAGCUCCUACAUCAGCCUGACUGAUGACAUCUCCUUGGAUGAUGCCAAGGUCCAAAGCAGAGGCCGAAAGGGGAACCAAGGCUGCAGCACCUAGAACCCCAACUCAGCUCAGCCUGACAGCACCCCAGAGGCAAGGCUGCACAGAGUGAGGGAAGGGCUGGGAUACAGAGGCACAUCCAGGGUCCCACCUGCAUCCUCUGUUCCUUCCUCUCUCAGCCGUAAGAAGUCACUGAACCUCCUCCCAGUGCCAUGACCCCACCUACAACCUCUAGUUCAAGUACAGACCAGCUGAGAACAGGGCCAGGACUCCAAAAAGAGAAUAAAUGUUGCCUGGGAUCUGACCCAGUCAGUUCUUGAAUUUGGGAUUUCCAGUACCAUCUUGCGCCCCUUGCCUGUCAAGUGCCAUUCUAGAUCCCCACAGCCCUGACCACGAGAUAGAGAACCACCACUAACAUCAAGGAGAAAAAAUCACUUAAAACUUUCCAGUCUCACUCAGAAUGCCACCACACCUUAGAAGGUAGACCUACAGCCUAGAAGGGACAGAAAGCAGAGGGGAUGGCUGGCUUACCACAGCAGUAGGACCUGGACUGUCCAGCUUCCACCUGACCACCAGAGCAAAGAAUAGGACCUCUGACAGUCCAGAUCCUCCAUGUCCCCACUAAGUUUCUUCUCUCGACAGUCCUAGCACUCAGAUCUCUUUCACGUGAACCUGGCUAAGCUUUCCUAGGUACAACAACCUUGCCAUCUUGUGGCCGAGAUGCCAAAUGAAAUUGAGCCUAGCCUGCUGCAGUAAGAUCAGCCAUAUCACUCACUGCUGGGCAGGGGUAUCAGGGCAUCAGAAGGUAGUCAGCCUCUCUCCAGAGAGUCAAGGCCACAGAUUAUACCAACUCCAGCCCUUGAUAUCCCAUCUGCCCACUAAGGGAAAGCAGCCCGGCUGGAGCUGCUAAGGAAGCAGGGAGAGGAGGAAGAGGAGGGGGAUGGAAGGAUACCACCUCUAUUGUUCCUAUUGGCUUCUGGGCCUAGAGGUGAGGGAGGAAAAGGCUUUACCAGGUAUUAUCAACAGGGUCUCAAAGAUCUGAUUUGUUAAAGUAUCUGAAAACAUCCUACAAUGGAAACUUAUUAGAUGCUGCUUGUACUGUGCUAUGAACCAUGUACAUACUGCCACACUGUUUUCAGAAGACUGGAAACGCCAAUGAUUGAUAGUUUAAAAACUGUACACCUGAUGGAGAAGAAAGACAAUUUAAUGUUUCAUCCAGAUCCAGAGAUGCAUCAAAUUAAAGGACAGCUCCAAUCGGCAAAUAGGUGUUUCAUGAUGGUAUCCAAGAAGAAACGGUUGGUGAUGGACAAUUCAGAAAUGCUUCUCCAAAAGGUGGAUGUUUCUUUAAAAAGUUUCAGGUCACAACCCCUGCAGAAAACACUGACGCCCAACACUGAUUUCUCAGUCCAGGAAACAUGAGUCUUCCAGGUUCCACAUGGCUGGGGUGCCCCUAACAAUCAUGUUUCUGUGCUGUAACUAAGAGGGUCUUUCGGACCAGACAGGGAGCAGGUGGGGGCUGUACCGUCAGUCAUAGUGGAUGGCAGUGUAAAAGAUGAUCCAAAUGACCUAGAGAGGAAACAGGCAAUGUUCAGAGGUACCCUCAGCAACAGGGUCGACACUGACUCCUAAUCCACAAAACAAAAAUGUUCUAAGACUGGGUGCCACAGCGGGCUUCCCAAUGCAUAAUCUGCCUGAGGGCUUACAUAAUUUCACCGAAAUCAAGCUGUCUCUAAUACAGCCAAGGACCCCCUUCCUAUGCACCUAAAGGGACACUAAAAAAGUCUCUCUCCCUGCCAAACAGCAACCAGAGUGCAGGGGCUUAGAGGUACAGAUGUGGAAAUGAUAUAGGUAAGCAAACUGCUGCUACUGAGUGUCAGGAUUAUGGCAACAAAUGUAAACACAAAACCACUGCCACACCCUGUCAGUUUCCUAUCAAAGCAGAGGUUCUCAAACCUGGCUGUCCUUUGCAACAUUGUGGGACCUUUAAAAUAUAUGAAUAGAUGCCCACGCGCCUAGAGAAACCUCCCAGAGAUUUUGACUUUACUGGUUUGGGCGAGGAUCUAUACCUUACAAAAAUAACUGAUACACAAUCCAUGUUCCAUAAAGUUCAAUCUUUUAUUUACUUAUUUAUUUUUGUCUUUUUGCCUUUUCUAGGGCCGCUCCUGUGGCACAUGGAGGUUCCCAGGCUAGGGGCUGAAUUGGAGCUGUAGCCGCUGGCCAACGCCAGCAGCCACAGCAACUCGGGAUCCGAGCCGCAUCUGCAACCCACACCACGGCUCACGGUAACGCUGGAUCCCCAACCCACUGAGCGAGGCCAGAGAUCGAACCCAAAACCUCAUGGUUCCUAGUCAGAUUCGUUAACCACUGAGCCACGAUGGGAACUCCAAAGAGGUUUUUAGUCUUCACAGAGCUGUGCAAACAUUUUCGAGCAUUUUCAUCACCCUCAAAACAAAAGCUGUUCCCAUUAUCAGUUAACUCCCAUUUCCCCUCCAGCCCUGACCACUAGCAACCACUAAUCUGCUUUUUAUCCAUAUAGAGUUGCCCAUUCUGGACAUUUCACAUAAAAAGAAUCACACAAUAUGUAGUCUUUUGUGUCUGGCUUCUUUCAUUUGGCCUGUUUUCCAGGUUCAUCCAUGUUGUAGCAUGUGCCAGUACUUUAUGCCUCUUUAUGGCCAGAUUGUCUACUGUAUGGGUAUAUAGCAUUUCAUCUAGCCAUUCAUCAGAUGAUGGUUGUUUACAUUUUUGUGGCUAUUAUGAAUAAUUUUAUGAAUAUAUUUUUAUUUUUAUUAUUUUUGGCUGCACCUACAGCACAUGGAAGUUCCCAGGCCAGGCACUGAACCUGCACCAUGGCUGUGACCCAAACCAUCUGACAACAGCAGAUCCUUAACUGGCUGAGUCACAAUAGGAACUCCUCAACCCAGUUUUUUGUGUCUUUUUAGGGCCGCACUGCAGCCUAUAGAGGUUCCCAGGCUAGGGGUCAAUCAGAGCUGUAGCUGCUGGACUACACUGAAGCCAUGGCAACGCAGGACCCAAACUACAUCUGCGACCUACACCACAGCUCAUGGCGACACCGAUCCUUAAACCCACUGAGAAGGGACAGGGAUCGAACCCAUGUCCUCAUGGAUACUGGUUGGGUUUGUUACUGCUGAGCCGCAACAAGAACUCCUCCCAGUUUUUAAUAUGCAGCCAGAGUGUAAAAGCUGACAGUGAGCCCUGGAUUUACACACCACAGGGAGACUACACAGUGUAUCACACCACAUCUUUUGGGACAAUGUAACUAGAGAAAGGACAUGCCCUCUAGCCUCAGGACUCUUAAAGAAUGGCACCCAAAUCACACAGUGUCACUCAAAUCAAGUGUACUCCCCUUGAGUAACUGAUAUCUCAUGAAAUGACAAAACUUGCUGUAAAAUUAUCAGCUACACAUACCAUGAACAAGGCAAAUGACGUCAUAAACCCUUCUUUCGUGAGCUCCCAUGUGCCACCAUAUUCUUCCUCAUCUAUCUGUAGGUAGUUGCUGAAGUAGAGGUACAGGACACCUGCAUUGAUCAGGCAGAAUCUGGAGCAAGGGAGGACAAGCACCAAACAUAAACCAUAAGCGCAGAAGACCCACAACUCCCACCAACAUGGUCCAGUCAUGUCAGGACACUCACUGUUGCACAGAAAAUGCCUAGGCCCUCAAUGGAGCUGCCCACUUGGUUGUGUUAGAGACUUUAAAAAGGAGCAACUCUUUUUAGUUGAUUAACAAACCAAAAAAAAAAGUUAAAGCACACACAGGUUCUCCAAGCCCCCUUGAAGUACGACAGAAUGGCUGCUGAGGAAUCCCAAACUGGACCAAUACCUGACAUCACCUCAAGGUGGCUCCAGCUGGGAUGGGGGGUGGCCACGGGAAAAACACAUGUUAAGUGGCUGCUUUACGGCCCAGUUGAGCAAGUGAGGGCCUGGUAAAGCAGCCCCCCGCCCCCAUUAUUCCCAAUGGGAGACAAGUCCUGCAUGUCCAUUGACUGCUAAAGCACUUGAACUGAAAUCAGAGGCUUAUGAGCACCUCCGGGGAGGUCUCUGUCCCCUAUCCUGUAUGAUUUAGCUGUGCAGGAAUCAGAAUACUGUGAACUCCUCUACUGACCUCUUGGUACUGUCAUUGUGUAAAAGUAAUAUUCAAAAAGUGAUUAAAACUUGAUGAUCUCUCCA
This is a messenger RNA of Sus scrofa (pig), 7395 nucleotides long. Lineage: Eukaryota; Metazoa; Chordata; Mammalia; Artiodactyla; Suidae. The record is from RefSeq and is a predicted model, not a curated record.